Molecule: messenger RNA, 4364 nt
Organism: Micropterus dolomieu (smallmouth bass)
Lineage: Eukaryota; Metazoa; Chordata; Actinopteri; Centrarchiformes; Centrarchidae
Gene: mlh3
Product: mutL homolog 3 (E. coli)
Exons: 13
Coding region: 571-4245 (1224 amino acids)
Biological process (GO): mismatch repair
Cellular component (GO): mismatch repair complex
Molecular function (GO): ATP-dependent DNA damage sensor activity; mismatched DNA binding; ATP hydrolysis activity
Source: RefSeq, a predicted model, not a curated record
AUAACAAUGAAGAACAUUUCCUAGGCUCUACGAAUUAGCAUUAGGUGAGAAUGGUGAAAAUUUACCAAACUUUAACUUAAAAACACGAGGACAAUGCAAUGACAGUUAAUAAAAUACAAAACUGGACCAGAGGCUUCUAACACAUGAGAUAACACACUCCGUACAAUAGGUGUCGGUAUGCACAUUAAAAGCUGGUUGCCAACGAUAAAGAAGAAGACGACGGUUGAAGCUGGCCUACACAGCACAAGAUGGCGCUGUUAGCUUUGGCUGUUAACUGCUACGGUCAUAUCUUGUUGCUUCACGUUGACUGUAAACUGCUGCUCCGCUUGAUUUGAGCAAGUUUUUCGAUGGUUCACAUUCAUUUUGUAAUUUAAAUAACUGUGUAACCCGGCUUUUUUUAUGUGUCGCGGUCAAAAGGCCUGUUGAACUAAUGGAACUAACGUUAUCUUUGGACGUUAGCCAGCAACGGCUAACGUUAGUUUUAAGCCAGUUUACUAUAUUAUUAACUUAACUUGCUGUGUAGUCGAUCAGGAUAGAUAAGACACUAAACAAGAAUAAGAGCUUACUUUAAUGAACACUAUGAUUAAGUGUUUGCCUAAAGAGGUUCAGGGGAAACUUCGCUCCGGUGUCGCUAUCCCCUCACUUCAGCAGUGCGUAGAGGAGCUUAUUCUAAACAGCAUCGAUGCCGAGGCGACCUGUGUGGGAGUCAGGAUGGACAUGGAGGCGUUCAAAGUUCAGGUAAUCGACAACGGGACUGGGUUGACUGCUGAAGAUAUGGAGUGUGUGGGAAACAGAUACUACACAAGCAAAUGCAGCACAGUUGAAGACCUGGACAACCUCAGUUCGUAUGGUUUCCGGGGAGAAGCCCUGGCGAGUAUAGUUUGUCUAGCCACACUUGUUGAAAUCUCAUCCCGGACCAGAUCAUCAGUGAAAACUCACGUCAAAAUAUUCAAUGAUGGCAGGGGCAUGGAUGUGUUUGAAGCAGAGACUACUCGUCCCUCUGCAGGAACAACUGUUGUCAUUUGCAACUUCUUCCACAACAUGCCAGUCCGGAGGAAGAGGAUGGAUGCUGUCCUGGAGGCUGAGAGAAUCAGACACAGAGUGGAGGCUAUUUCUCUGAUGCAUCCCUCUGUGUCUUUCACCCUGAAGAAUGACUGCACAGGAGCCAUGACAGUGCAGCUUUCUAAAGCUAGAAACACCUACCACAGGUUUGUUCAGAUACACAGCCUCGGGCGAGCGCAGAAACUUGGAGAAAUCAGCUACACGCACAGACAGUUUGAAGUGGUCGGUUACAUUGGCAGAGAAGGCCACUACAGCAACAGCUUACAGUUCCUUUACGUCAAUGAUAGACUGCUCCUGAAAACACGCAUACACAAGCUGCUGAACUUUCUCCUACGCAGAAUCAGCAGUUCAAAUAAGAAAAAUGACAGUCCAGAGUGGCAGUCAGCCGUCAGGAGUCCAAAGCACAAACGAAGCCAAGAGCUGCACGGAGUAUACAUCAUCAACAUCAAAUGCUCUUACUCAGAAUAUGACAUAUGUCUUGAGCCUGCCAAAACUCUAAUAGAGUUCAAAGAUUGGGAUGGCAUUUUGCUCUGUAUAGAAGAGGCAGUGAAAGCUUUCCUGAGCAGGGAGAACUUGGUGGCUGUACUUUCUCAAGAUGACUUGGACUAUGUAUCUCCUAGAUUGUUUGGCACUCACAAUACAGACCAAGAAGGGCACAACGGUGGUACUGAUGGCCAAGCACCAUGCAGUGCCUCCACACAAGACUGCAGUGUUGGCAUGAAACUGGCAUCUGCCUCAGUUCAUCGUAAGCGCAAAGAGGAUUGUGUAUGUGAGGAAAGCGUUUGCCCGGAGUCUGGUCCGAUGGAGUGCGAAAAAGGGACCGAACUGAGGCAGGAAAAGAUAACCGCAAAUGAGUUGGAAAAGAUAAAAGGUGAAGGAAGUGUAAGCAAAGACUGUAGAGAUGAGUCACUGUGUGAUCUGGCUGGACUGGAACCUGUAUCUCAUAACAUUACUGAAGAAGAGGAGCCCACGUUCAGUGAAGCUGAUGAAGGCUCUCAAAUUUUCUGCAUGUCAAGUUCAGUGAGACAACUAGAAAGUGAAGAACUGGAGCUUCCAAAAGAAAGAGAGAUACGAUUAAACAAAACUUCCUCAACCAGCAAUGUAACUUCACUAGAUAACAUCACUCAACAUAUUCAGCCUGAUUUAAACAGUAUUGCAGAGCAAAUAAUACAUGAUGGCCAGGGUACAGGGGGACAUGGACAGACUUUAGUAAGUAACAGAAAGAUUAGUCUGUCCAAUCCAUACAUUCAUGAAAGUCUGCAUCCACAGAACCGUUCCCAAAUCAACAAGUCAGCAUUUCAGCAUCACGUUUUAGCACAGAAAUGUAAAGAGAGAUGCUUUGCCAAAAAAUGCAAAAUCUCACUGGAUGCAGAUGAUGACAGGUCUUGUCAGAAGCUAUACAAAGACGUUGCUCCUGUUAUUCCUUCAAGGAUUCCCAGACUUGUAACUUGUCAAAAGUUGUUUUUAUGCAAGGAGUUUGGAUCUCUUGAGAAGUUUAGAAAAGUAUAUGGUAAAUCUGAUGAACCGAAACUACCCUCUCGAGAGACUAAGCAAGACAAUGACGCUAGACUUGCUCAGACAGACAGCUUUGUUUUAAAUUCCCAGAAUUUGUUGUUUUGCCGAAAAGAUCAGCAAGAUGGUGAUUUUACAGAAACACAAAAAGAAGAGACAAGAAGCAGCCUCCGAAGCUCACCAACCCUCUCAGUUUUCACCAAAUUAAAACCAGUCUCAGUGCAGAAUAGAGGAAAAACAUCUUUGGCGGCUAAACUCUGCCAUUUAAAACAACACAGGACAGAUGAUUCAAAACUAUUACCCCAUCUGCCAUGGACUACCUCACAGGACAAUACAGCUCUCAGGAGUGCUAAUGACAGCAUCAAAGACAGCAAUAACAAUGAGAAUCAUUGUGACACUGCGCUGAAUCCAGAGCCAGUCCCAGGUCGCCGUACAAAUCCUCAGCAGGUGGACAGGGAAGAGGCUACAACAUCAGGUGACUGGCUUCAUCACUAUGAUACAUCUGUGGGAAAGACAGUUUACGUCAACAAAGUGACUGGGCUGAGCCGAUAUGAGGACCCACCUGCUGAAGAAACACAAGUGCGAUGUACAUCUGACCUUACCAAUAUGGCCGUUAGCGUCAUCUCUGAAGUGGGGAUGGAAUACAGAUGUUACCCAUUUCAGGUGGAUCUAGUGUUGCCCUUCCUACCUAAAUCCAGGACAGAAAGAGUGAUUAGCUCAGGGCUUGAUGACAGAGAUGACAACGGUGAGAGCUCCAACUCACUCACCUCAUUGUACUCAAAGUGGAAUAACCCUGUGUUCGUCCGACCUCCGAUGGUUGGUGUGGACAUAUCAAGUGGGCAUGCUGACGGACUGGCUGUCAAGAUCCACAACAUCCUGUUUCCAUACCGUUUUUCUAAGGCCAUGAUUCACUCAAUGAAGGUUAUUCAUCAAGUGGACAAGAAGUUUCUUGCAUGUCUUAUCAAUACAAGAGAUGAAGAGCCUGCAGCACUCACUGAAACUGAAGGAAACCUCCUGGUGUUGGUGGAUCAACACGCUGCACACGAGAGAGUUCGACUUGAAAAUCUUGUUGCAGAUUCCUAUGAGGAUGAUCCAGAUGCACCAGGCGAGAGACGUCUGUGUUCAUCAAACAUUUUGCCACCUCUUGGGAUCAGUGUAACAGAAGAGGAGCUAAGGCUCCUUAGGUCUUGUCAGCCACGUUUGCGAAAUUUGGGCCUGGAAGUGAAGUUCUCGCAGGCAGCGGAGCCACAUGUUUUUGUAGGGAAGGUACCACUGUGCUUCAUGGAAAAGGAGAAUAAUGAGCUCAGGCGGGGGAGACCAUCCGUUAUCAAGCCUAUCGUUGAGGAGUAUCUCCGAGAGCAGAUUGAGUUACUAUGCUCAACUGGUAGAGUGAAAGGAACUCUCCCUCUCACUGUGCUGAAGGUGCUAGCCUCCCUAGCAUGCCACGGCGCCAUCAAAUUCAAUGACAGUCUGAGUAGAGAUGAAUGCUACAGCUUGGCGGCAUCCUUGGCUUCCUGCCAGCUACCCUUCCAGUGUGCCCAUGGCCGUCCAUCCAUUGCUCCUUUAGUAGACAUCCUCCAUUUGGACAAAGACCAGAAGGAAUUACAGAAACCCAACCUUCAGAAGCUGAGAAGAAUGUAUAAAGCGUGGGAACUAUAUGGCAAUAGAUAGGCGGCCUGACGCCUGACAUGGAUUCAGUCUCUCCCACCUGCCGGACUGAGUCUCCUGUCGGGACGCUGUGCCAGAAGACGCCAGAAGAGGCGAGCUCUCCGGCUUCCUCCUCAGAGAGC